AUGGCGGAUCCACGGUUGAAUCGCGUUGACGGUACCUUGACCUCUCUUUUCGAAAGUCUCGUGCCACCUUCGAAUCCCGACCAGGACGAUACAGACACUGAGAUUCGCAUUGAACGCGCCAUCGAGAAUGCAAAAGCUCUCGUCUACGAUGCUGACAACGGACUGCCACCUGACACCAAUCAAGCGCAGGAUCUCAUCAAGAGAAAAUUGUUACGCGAAAAUGCAUCCCCAGAGAAAGCUGCCCGGUUCAGCAAUCUGUACUCGCGACUCCUUGCAAUUCCGAUUCUGAACCAGAAAUGGGCAAUCCUAUACCUCCUCUACAAGCUGUCCGAGCCGACCAUCCCGGAGCCGCGCCCACGCGUUCCCUUAACAGGCUCAAAUCAAUUUGCCAACAUUCCACAGCGGGAGGACUUGCCUAGACGAAAAUCUUUUGCUUCUGAAGAUGGAGUAGAGGGAGAGACACACGAACGCGAGCCUGCGACUCCGCCGGGCCGCCGAUUUCCCCCUACAUUAAGACAAGAGCGGCAUGACCAGAAUACAUUCUUGCGACAUGGGAACAACAAGAAUGAAGCAAUUGUCCACUCUCCAGGUCAGGUGCCCGUCGAGCAAGUUCAAGAAAAGCAACAGCAAGUACUUGGUCCUACUGACUUGGAGCUGCUACGAGAUCUGCCGUUCAAUCUGCAGGGUGUCUCUUCGGCGCAUCUCGAGUUUACCUCUGCCACCACAAUCAAACUUCCUCCAACUUUACCUGUACCCAUUAUCUCAUUACUUUAUGCCCUUGCAGAGCCAUGCCUCCUAUACCGGGGUCUAUCUGAAUAUGCCGCAGCCCAAGAUGGCGGAUUAAUGGAUCAAAGCCUGCGUUCUGCCAUCCAAGACGAGUUGCGAUCAUAUCUCAGUCUAGUCGCCUCCCUGGAAAGCGAGAUCAGACAAGCCCUGGCUAGAGUUGAAAAUACUAAGGAUCGAAAAGCCGGUUGCGCAACCGGCGUCACCUUGAAACGAUGUUUGAUAUGGACCAGAGACGCUACAAUGGGUCUACGGCUCAUGAAACUGAUAGUGGAAGACUCGAGACAGCAGCGUGGUGGUCAGAUGAUUUCCCUCAUCCAUAAUUUGGCAUCCUCUCACGGCGACCCAUUUGUUGCCGCUUUCGCUGAAAGACUGCUUGCCCGGGUUGCACGCCCCUUCUAUGAGAUGCUGAGGCACUGGAUCUACGAUGGGGAAUUGAUCGACCCAUUUCAUGAAUUCUUCAUCACUGAACCUGACCCCAGCUCUCAACCCACCGUUGACCAUCGGCAUGUCGCGACAUCUGUAUGGGAGGAAAAAUACAAGGUCGACUCCAGUCUGAUUCCUUCCAUAGUCUCAGCCGAGUUUGCCCGGAAGGUCUUUCUGAUCGGCAAGUCGCUCAAUUUCAUCCGCCACAAUUGUGGCGACUCCGAUUGGGUUAUUCAAUAUUCCAAGACGAAUUCAAAGUCCUUAGACUACGCCAAUACGGCCAGCUUGUCGUCUUCAAUUGAUCUUGCCUACCGGACGACCAUGUCGCGGCUGACGCACCUUAUGUCGACAAAGUUUGGAUUGUUUACACACCUGGUGGCCAUCAAGAAAUACAUGCUUUUUGCGCAGGGGGAUUUCUUCGAACUGCUCAUCGAGUCGCUAGCUCAACAUCUCGAUCGUCCAGUCAAUUCUAUGUACCGCCACAACCUCACGUCACAGCUCGAACAUGCCAUUCGCCACUCCAACGCUCAGUAUGACGAUCCCGAGGUUCUGCGACGACUGGAUGCCCGGAUGCUCGAGCUGUCCACGGGUGAGAUUGGUUGGGACUGCUUCACAUUGGAAUACAAGAUUAGUGCACCUUGCGAUGUGGUGGUCACUCAAUGGGCCAACACGCAGUACCUCAAGAUCUUCAAUCUGCUCUGGAGGAUCAAGCGGGUAGAGUUCUCUCUCAACACGACUUGCAAACGCUGUAUGACAGGAGGUCGAGGUGUAUUGGCUGCGGUUGGCGAUAAGCUAGGCAACGAUUGGAAGCGUUCUAGCUGCGUGGUCGCAGAAAUGGUACACUUUGUCAACCAACUUCAAUACUACCUUCUAUUUGAAGUGAUCGAGGCUAGCUGGGAGAAGCUGCAAGCGGCCCUGGAUAAGCCGGAAGCCACUCUCGACGACCUGAUCGAAGCUCAUACUACCUAUCUCAACAAUAUCACCAAGAAAGGCCUCAUUGGCCAGCAAAAGCAUCCCGUUACCGGGCAGCAAGAGGACAGUCUGGUUGUCCAAGUGCAUCACAUCUUGAAGUGCAUGUUGAACUACCGUGAAGUCGUCGAUUCGUUGUACUCGUACAGCGUCGCCGAAUAUACUAGAAGGCAGCAAUUCAGCGCAAAGAUCGAGCGGCGGACCGCACAGGGGAAAUGGGGCAUCACGGAGAAAGAUCUCAUGGGGGAUUCUAGAGCAAGCACACCCACUUCUACGGCAGGAGGGAGACCAAUCAAGGCGUCACAGCUGCUACCGGAAGACAGUGACUCCCCUGCUCCGUCGAUGGCGAACCUUGGCAUCCCAGACGAUGAGGGUCACCUUAACUCGCUGAGGGCAAGGCAACUGGCCUUGUCUGCGGAAUUCCGGUCACGGCUGAGCAUGUUACUAUAUGAUCUAGGUCACCAACCGGACGUGAAUCUCCGCUUUUUGGGUGUCGUGAUGAACUUCAACGAGUUUUAUCAACCUGUCAAUGUUAGAAGGCAGCAAGCGAGACGGGCGAGGGAAAAGCGAGAAUUGGAGAGAAGAGCUCGUGAAGCUACGUCUUCCGAGGGUAAUGUCUCAGCAGAGAAAGAUCUGAACAGCUCAGUCAGCAAGACAUGA
Messenger RNA from Exophiala dermatitidis NIH/UT8656, 2838 nucleotides. RefSeq lists its product as uncharacterized. The transcript has a single exon. Gene Ontology annotation, biological process: mitotic cell cycle; meiotic cell cycle; cytoplasmic microtubule organization. Gene Ontology annotation, molecular function: gamma-tubulin binding; microtubule minus-end binding. The coding region runs from base 1 to 2838 and encodes 945 amino acids. Gene Ontology annotation, cellular component: centrosome; mitotic spindle pole body; gamma-tubulin small complex. NCBI's taxonomy places the organism in Eukaryota, Fungi, Ascomycota, Eurotiomycetes, Chaetothyriales, Herpotrichiellaceae. The record is from RefSeq and is a predicted model, not a curated record.